Messenger RNA from Cuscuta epithymum, 1112 nucleotides. The record is from the annotation of a GenBank genome assembly. Lineage: Eukaryota; Viridiplantae; Streptophyta; Magnoliopsida; Solanales; Convolvulaceae.
UGUGUAUCUGAAAGAAUGUAGCUGGAGACAUCAAGCCGCGCCCGCGAAGGCACGGAGAGACGGUCAAGCUGCGUCGGCGAAGGCAGGGAAAGACGGUCAAGCCGCGUCCGCGAAGGCAGGGAGAGACAAACCGUUCAAGAGGCAUUUGGGAGGCAAAGAAACCGGGAAAACGAGGGCUAGAGAAACCAAAGUCCUACAUCUUCAUCCACAAAUUCGUACACAUCUGCACUUCAUGGCAACGCAUCCAUCCAAGGAAGAUUUUUCAUCUCUAAUUUCCUCAAUUUCCUCCAAUUAUGAUCAAACUCUAUGUUAAAGUUAUUGUCCCUAAUUUUGAUUUUCAUUUUUGUUGUGAAUUGGUUCAGUGUGAAUUUGCAUUUUUCUAUGUGUCCCGUAGUUUUCCAUGAAUGGUAUGUUUUGUGGUUAACAACAGUAGUCAUUUGCUCCCUGAGAAACCUUCACUUAUAUAAACUCUAAUACCACAUCCUAAACACCUUACUGAAUAAGAAGAUCUUAUUGGCCUGGUGAAAUGACCUUUUGACAGGUCUGUAGCUCCGGUGAUGAACUUACAAGAAUCAAUAUUUAAUGUCAUUUUUACUGGUUCCUUUUGUUUUAUUUUGAAACGAAGUAACCAUGUCUUCUUCUUCUUCUUCACCGUCUUGACGGGAGAGAGGCCAGACGAUUUUUUUAAGCCAAAGAUAGAUGGAGAGGAAGAUGCGGGUUUUUUGUUUGGAAGGAUGAAGUGUUGUCCUGAAGUGACCAACAAAGGGAGACAAAUGGGGGAAGUUGUGGUUCAGGACCAUUUUCAAUUGAGGAGUUGAAGGCCUUUCUUUUUGCUAUGAAUAGUGAAUUAGAAAGCAUCAUAACAAUUGUUCAUUCUGAAGCAAAAGACAAGCUAUUUUGGAAGAGAAUAUGUCUUGUUUUUGUAAUGGUUUUUGUAGUCGUUGUUAUGGUAAACAAAUGUAAUAUGUACUGAGUGUUUGACCCCAAGGGCUGUUAUUCUAUUUUAAUUGUAGUUGUACUAUUGAGUACAUGUGAUCUUGUGUUUUUUGUUCAAUCAAAUUGUGGUAAACAAUGAGGAUUUAUGGCUUAGUGUUGCUGGUUUUUGGUUUUCA